AACCUUUUUUUUGGUCUAUAAAACAUUUUCUUCCUCUUUUUCUCUUCCACUAAACUCAUAUCACCUUCGCCGGAAAAAAUGGCUUUCCCGCGAUUUCUCUCUCUCCUUUCCGUCGUCACUCUCUCUAUUUGCCUUACCACGACUGAUGCUUCCUCUCGCUCUCUAUCCACCUCACACAAAACGACAGUGCUCGACGUCGUUUCUUCCCUCCAGCAAACACAACACAUCCUCUCAGUCGACCCAACUCGUUCCUCACUUACCGCCCGAAUACCCGAGUUCAAACCCGAAUCCGACCCGGUUUUCCUCAAUUCCUCUUCUCCACUCUCUCUAGAGCUUCACUCCCGAGACACUCUCGUCGCGUCACAGCACAAAGACUACAAGAGCCUAGUACUGAGCCGACUCGAACGCGACUCAUCCCGAGUCGCCGGAAUCGCCGCCAAAAUCCGAUUCGCCGUCGAGGGUAUCGACAGAUCCGAUCUCAAACCCGUUGACAUCGACGAGACCCGAUUCCAACCCGAGGAUCUAACGACACCUGUUGUCUCCGGGACGAGCCAAGGAAGCGGCGAGUAUUUCUCACGAAUCGGAGUCGGAACUCCGGCGAAGGAGAUGUACGUGGUGCUCGACACCGGAAGCGACGUGAACUGGAUCCAGUGCUUACCUUGCUCCGAGUGUUACCAACAAUCCGACCCGAUUUUCGACCCGACUUCUUCCUCCACUUUCAAAUCUCUCACUUGCUCUGAUCCAAAGUGCGCGUCUCUCGACGUCUCCGCUUGCCGCUCAAACAAAUGUCUCUACCAAGUUAGUUACGGAGACGGAUCUUUCACCGUCGGUAACUACGCCACCGAUACGGUGACGUUUGGUGAAUCAGGGAAAGUAAACGACGUCGCUUUGGGUUGUGGUCACGAUAACGAAGGUUUAUUCACCGGAGCAGCCGGUUUACUCGGUUUAGGAGGCGGAGCUUUGUCGAUGACGAAUCAAAUCAAAGCAAAGUCGUUUUCUUACUGCCUCGUUGACCGUGACUCGGCUAAAUCGUCGAGUCUUGAUUUCAACUCGGUCCAAAUCGGCGCCGGAGACGCGACGGCUCCGCUUCUCCGUAACAGCAAGAUGGACACUUUCUACUACGUCGGGCUUAGUGGAUUCAGCGUCGGUGGUCAACAGGUCUCGAUCCCGUCGUCUUUGUUCGAAGUUGACGCUUCCGGUGCCGGAGGAGUGAUCUUGGACUGUGGAACCGCCGUGACUCGUCUUCAGACUCAGGCUUAUAACUCGCUGCGCGACGCGUUCGUUAAACUCACCACCGAUUUCAAGAAAGGAACGUCGCCGAUCUCUCUAUUCGACACGUGUUACGAUUUCUCGUCUCUCUCCACCGUGAAAGUCCCGACGGUGACGUUUCAUUUCACCGGAGGAAAGUCGUUGAAUUUGCCGGCGAAGAAUUAUCUGAUCCCGAUCGAUGAUGCCGGAACGUUCUGCUUCGCGUUUGCUCCGACGUCGUCGUCGUUGUCGAUCAUCGGAAACGUGCAGCAGCAAGGGACACGUAUCACUUACGAUCUAGCGAAUAAUCUUAUCGGGUUGUCAGCGAAUAAAUGCUAAAAAGUGUGGAUUAUUAUUAUUAUAGUUUUACAGAUAUAUCAGUAAAACUUUUAGUUCUUGGUUCCUUUACAAUGGAAAAACAAAAUCUCAAGUGUGAAUCCCAUUUCUCUUUUAUCUCUUCUUUUUUUUUAGUUUAUUCAGAAGUUAUUUCGACUUUUUAUCGAUAAUAUAUAAUAAUAGUAUUGAUUAUUAUUAAUACAAAUUU
Molecule: messenger RNA, 1792 nt
Organism: Eutrema salsugineum
Lineage: Eukaryota; Viridiplantae; Streptophyta; Magnoliopsida; Brassicales; Brassicaceae
Product: protein ASPARTIC PROTEASE IN GUARD CELL 1
Exons: 1
Coding region: 79-1587 (502 amino acids)
Biological process (GO): proteolysis
Molecular function (GO): aspartic-type endopeptidase activity
Source: RefSeq, a predicted model, not a curated record